CAGCACUAGAUGAGAAGUGGAUGAUUUCGGCGAGAUCCGCAGUCGUCUGGGAUCACGGCGGCCACUUGGAUAGGGAAGAUAGCUGUAAAAGAACCACUGAAUGGAUUGGUUUCAUUGCAACCAGUGUUUCCGAAAAGAUGGAGCCCAUUUCUUUGUCACCAGCUGUGGCCAUAUUUUCUGUAAGAAGUGUGUGACUCUGGAAAAAUGUUCUGUCUGUGGAGCUGCCUGCAAACAUCUGGUUCUUUCUGAUAAUCUGAAACCUAAUGUGAAGAUGUACUUUAAAAGCCCUGUGGAGACAGCUUUGACACAUUUUAGUCACAUCUCUCAGGUGUGGCGUUUCCAGAAGAAACAAACAGAUCUCCUCCUCGCCUUUUAUAAGCAUAGAAUUACAAAAUUAGAAGCAGCCAUGCAAGAGGCACAGCAAACAGUUACCAGCCAGAACAAAGAGCUGUCAGUCUUAAGGAAAGAGAAUGGAGAACUAAAGAAAUUUCUAACCAUCCUGAAGGAAUCUCCAAGUUGGUACCAAGGAAGCAGGCCAACCACACCUCGACCAGUGGGCAUUACUUCCCCAUCACAGUCAGUUACUCCAAGACCCAGUUCUCAGCAUAGCAGUCAAGUGGUCAGUCGGUCCUCCUCAGCAGAGCCUGUCCCUUAUAGAGUGGCUGGCUUUAGUAGCGUGGGACAAGGAGCCAGAGGCCUUCAAGGAAGAAGCACUCCCAGCGACUCUUAUACUGAAACCCCUUCACCAGCUUCCACUCACAGCCUAUCUUACAGAACUUCAUCUGCCUCCUCUGGACUGGGGAUUUUUUCUUUCAGACCAUCCCUAAAUAGUGGGGAUUCAGGCCACAUACAAGUACUCACCCCCAACAAUUCAGGUCAGAGGGAGAGUAGAACCCCACUAGAGAGUCUUCCUGGUUUCCAGCUACCAGUCCUGCAGGUGAGCCCUGGCUAG
Molossus molossus (Pallas's mastiff bat) is the source of this 952-nucleotide messenger RNA. It is a transcript of the gene RNF212B, whose product is annotated as ring finger protein 212B. Lineage: Eukaryota; Metazoa; Chordata; Mammalia; Chiroptera; Molossidae. The transcript has 14 exons. The record is from RefSeq and is a predicted model, not a curated record. Bases 101 to 952 code for a protein of 283 amino acids. Gene Ontology annotation, cellular component: synaptonemal complex. Gene Ontology annotation, molecular function: SUMO transferase activity. Gene Ontology annotation, biological process: reciprocal meiotic recombination; homologous chromosome pairing at meiosis; protein sumoylation.